AAUUUGUUCGUUUGAACGUUGACUUUGUAGCCAGAUCAUUUACUCAAACAAGUGACCUUCUAGGACUGGAGGGUGCAUGGGCAAAGCGUUUCGAUUUAACUGCAAAGAUAUUGAAUAUUGAGGAAAGUAUAACUCAAUCAUUUUCUCCGUGUGGGCAUUCGUGUCAAAAAAUAUCAUCCUCGUUCUAUAGUGUUGUGGGAGCUUCAGUCGGGUUUACUGACUGCGGUUGUUACAUUCCUAACAUUACGGACAUAGUAGUGUUGUGGGAGCUUCAGUCGGGUUUACUGACUGCGGUAGUUAAUGACAAAGCAGAUUGGUCUUGUAUCAUCGAAAGAUGGCAUAUGAUGCAAAUUGUAGAAAAUUGCCGUGAAAAAAUUUACACUUUGUAUUCAAACGAGAACGAAAACUUUGGAAAUAAAUUGUUGAAAAACCAUAAAAAAUCAGAACUCGAUACCAAUAACUCUGCUGAUGUGAAUGCAACCACUCGUCCUAAAAAAAGAUUUUUAGAAUGUGCAGAAGAAAGUCCUCCAAAACACGAAGUAAUAACUGAGUCUAAUACAACACUCAUCCCAUCAUCGCAAAUUGAUUAUUAUGAAUUGAUAAAUAAAAUCGCUAUGCAAAAUGAUAAUGAUGGAUUUCGAACUCCCCCUCAUCAAAUUGUCAGUAACAUAUACGACCCAGAAAUAUCAAUUAAUGAAAAUAUACUAAGAAUAUCUGCUAUGAGUUUAGCCAAGCUGGACGAAUCCAAGUACUUCGGGGAAUUUAUUCCGCAUUUUAUAAAAUAUAAGAACUCCCAGAAAAAUAAUCCAUUUUCGUUCACAAUUGAUGAUGUAAUGGAUAUUCGAGGAGAAAGCGGGUUUGCUAAAUUUUUGUCAGUUGAUGAUUAUAUAAAAUUACUAUCAAAAAAACCAAAGAGGAGAGUUGAAUUACCAGAAGGUUGGCGUAAUGUUAUUGAAGAAUAUUAUAAGGAAACAACCGAAAGUGGAUCGGUAAAAAAUAUAUCUGAUUGGAUUCGUAUUACAGAAGAACUGGGAGUUGUAAAAGAGGAAGAUAACAGAGAACUAAUAAAACUAAAAAAAUAUUUGAAUCGAGUUAUGCUUCCAUUGAUCGAAUCAUUCUCAAAACAAGUCCCAGAUAUCAGUGCCCCAGACAGUAGUGAGCAUCAUUAUUGGUCAGAAUUUGGACAUCGUUUUUUCUCAAGGGCAUUACAAGAAUUCGUAGAUCUUGAUUGGCGGGCCAUGGAAGUUCCUGUACAGGCCUCAAAGUAUAGAAAAAAUUAUGGACAUAACUACAUCAUUGACACAGUGGUUGAUGGAAAAUAUGCGGACUUGUUGGCGCGAAUGUGGAAAACUGGUGAAGAAAUUUUUGUCGGAGAACAAGCCGGACCUCCCACUCGAUAUGAUCUAACAAAAUUAGCAACCGACUCUUUUAAAUUGUAUAGAGAAAUAAGAGAUUGUUUAAAUGUUAGAAUUUUACGGGCCAUGGGGAAGGGUGACGUGAAUUACAAUAAUCGGUCUGUUUUCGGAAUAUUGGGCUUUCUUUUUGAAAUCAAAAUGCUCAUAAUGUGGAAAGAUGGAGUAUACGUAUAUGAAGAAUAUGGAAGUUUAAACAUUGCUUCUAACCCAGGUCAAAUUUCAGAGAUGAAAUCAGGUAUAUUAAGGCUAUUGGAAUUUAUGAUGAUCAUUAAAACCGAAACGAAAAAUAAUGUGGAAACUGAGUAUAAUGCUGAUACUAUACAGAUUUUGAAAAGAAAAUUUGAUAAAAUUAUUCAGACGAAGCCAUUGCCUUCAAAAAUCGCGAAGAGAUAA
Messenger RNA from Paraglomus occultum, 1808 nucleotides. The record is from the annotation of a GenBank genome assembly. Lineage: Eukaryota; Fungi; Glomeromycota; Glomeromycetes; Paraglomerales; Paraglomeraceae.